Molecule: messenger RNA, 2205 nt
Organism: Helobdella robusta
Lineage: Eukaryota; Metazoa; Annelida; Clitellata; Rhynchobdellida; Glossiphoniidae
Exons: 10
Coding region: 841-1884 (347 amino acids)
Cellular component (GO): cytosol; membrane
Source: RefSeq, a predicted model, not a curated record
AUAUAUAUAUAUAUAUAUAUAAUAUUAAAACUGUCAGAAAUGCAAUUAUUGAUGAAAACCACAGCAUGUUCCGCUCCAGAGAUAGCCACCGAUACUACCAAAUCGAACAUGAGAGAAUCACAAAUCAAAUCUUGGUCCAAGUCGACCUUCAAUCCCUUGGUAAGGUCUUCCAAUCCAAACGCCUACAACGGUGGUAACAGAAACAUCGGCCUUAGAAAUUGUACUCCUAACUUAAUGUUUUGUGGCGCAAAGGUAAUAAUUGCAUAAUUCAAUGAUUUCUGACAUACGUUCGUCGUACGUUUGGUGUUUGCUACAUGCAAAUGUUUCCACCUAUGUGGAAAUUGUGAAGUGUAGCAUACGAGCGAUACAUGUGUUAAUUUAGAGUGUUAACUCAUUAUGACCAAGUCAUUUUAACUCGUUAUAAUCAAAACUUUCAUAAAAUUACGCACCAUUAAAGAACAUCGCCGGCUGACUCACAACAUCACAACACGUUAGCACAAUUAUCAAAAAGACUUAUUAUUAAAAUAAUUACUGAAUAAAUCACUUUGAGGUAAUAAUCUUUCAUCGGCGUUAUUUACCAACACUUGAAUCACCUAUGAAUAUAAUACUCAAAACUAUUAUGUUUAUUCUGAUUAUAUAUAUUAUAUAUAUGUAUAUAUAUAUGUAUAUAUAUAUAUAUAUGUAUAUAUUGCAUACAUAUUACGUACAUAUAUAGGCAAGUAAACCGUUUAAAAGCAGUGGAUUUAUUAGUUUUAAAAUUAGUAGUGUUUAAUAUAGUUAAUUUUUUCGUAGAUUUUGUUUAUUUUCUAAUUUAAUUGGUUAGUCUCAUCAUUAGAGGUAAUGUCUUCAGUUAAAGUUUUUAUGUUUUUGAUACUAUCUGGCAUCAAUUUUAACGCGAAUAUGAGGGCUGCUGGCGGUUACUCGCUGACAAAUCGGCCAAAACUAACGAACGCAAUACUGGAGAGUAUGAAGGCCGGCCUGUGGUUUAUGGAGGAACACGUGGAAAGUGUCAACCUGGAUGCACUGAUUGGAGUUAGGAUGGUCUACGAUCAACUCUUUAGAGUGCGGGAUGUGAUCAAACAAAUAAACACCAACCAAACUUAUGACGAAACUUUGGAAAAAAUCGCUAGAAUGAUCGAACAAUGUAGAUCUAUUAUCGACUCAGCCAUUCCCCACGACAGCGUCAACGAACCCAAAUACUUUGAAAAGAUAGGAAAUCUGCUGCAAACAUCAUGGAUCUUUAACGACACACCACGCUCCAUCGAUGAAUCUCUUUUCAUGAAACCCACCAAACCAAUGAGACGGAUCAAUGAAAAACAAUCCGACAACUGCAUAGGUCUGCUCAUCAACGAGCCCAAAUGUCGCAUCUCGAAGAAGUGUUGGGACAUGAUGACCUUUCCAGGUGCGAUACUCUACAUGCUAACGCAUCAACUCUUCUACUUCCUGAUCGCCAUCAUGAAUGACUGCCUGCCAGACAGCCCAAACAGCUACCCAGGAAUGAAGAUUGACGAAUUUUGUGCCAACAUAUACACCGAGUACGAGCACAUUGAUAAGAAGUUGAACUUUCAACUCGAAUAUCAAGACAUAUUCAUGGAGCAAGCUGCAUUCUGUGGUAUGGUGGGUUACAAAAAUUUCUUCAAAUACAGAUACAUUCAAAAGAUCCUUUCAUGGCAGAAUAAGAAACUUGGGUGCUGGUUUGAUGACAAAAGCGAUGAUGAAGAAGACCAAGUAACAAUUUCGAACCAGCGGGAACAAGAAGAUCGUGGUGGAAGAAGUAAACGAGUGAAACGCGAGGAGAAGAUGAUUGGAGAUGCCUGUCUCUGCCACAAAUCAACUGUGGCUCUGGCUGCUCUGGUUCAAUUCCUAAAGCACGGCUUCUAUUAAAAAUCAUUUCUAUUCACGGUGCUCAUCAGUGCAAAAUUAUCAUAAUUUAUUAAAUGUUUGUUUAGCAGAGGAAAUCAUUAUUUAAAAUGUUAAAAUGAAUAUUUGCUGUUAACAUAAAAACCAUUGCCGCUUGUUUUUUGACGAAUCUUUUAAAAAAUCAAAAUUAUAGCAAAAGAAAAGAAAUCACACUAAAUAAAAAUUGACCAAGUGAUGAUUCCUCUUAACAUUCCAUCUUUUUUUGCUUAUCAAGUUCAAUUUUUGGUCGAUUUUACACAUAAAACGAUACUUUUUCUGACUUUUAUUAUAAAACUUCCAGGGCCA